Messenger RNA from Danaus plexippus (monarch butterfly), 5379 nucleotides. RefSeq names its product glycoprotein 3-alpha-L-fucosyltransferase A (gene FucTA). The record is from RefSeq and is a predicted model, not a curated record. The coding region runs from base 283 to 1590 and encodes 435 amino acids. Gene Ontology annotation, cellular component: membrane. Gene Ontology annotation, molecular function: alpha-(1->3)-fucosyltransferase activity. NCBI's taxonomy places the organism in Eukaryota, Metazoa, Arthropoda, Insecta, Lepidoptera, Nymphalidae. The transcript has 8 exons.
AUAUAGCGCAGCCGAAAUGCGCGCGCAGCCAACCGUGCGCCGCCAAUAACUCGCAGUCGCAAAACGCGGCUAGCGCGCGCCCAUUAUCGACGCGCGGCAAUACAUGCAUACGCCCGAUUGAAAUUUUGUGUAAAAUUGUGAUCAAAAUUCUGUAUAACUAUAUUAUAUAUAUAAAAGUGAUAUAAAUAUCCACUUGUGUCCACUUCAAUAUUACGGGAUUAACAACAGAGGUGAAGGCGCAUCAUGGACGAAUGUAUAGUCUGCUGUGGGCGGUGAGGCGGCAUGUGGGCGCGAGCGGCGCGGUUUCUGAGGCGAGUGGCGCUCCUAGUGCCGCUGGCGUUGACGGCACUAGCGCUACUGCUGCUGCCGCGCCCGCAACCAUUCAGCGCACCGAGACUGCCCUCGCCGCCGCCGCCGAAAGAAGACUUGCGUCAGAACUUGAUAACAGAAAAUGAAAUCAAUUUAAAUCAAGACGUGGAUGACGGUUCUCAGAAGCAAUGGUUUAUGAGCGGCGGCGAACACCGACCUUGGAAACACGACCCACAUGCCAAACUCUUCCCCGAAGAUGCACCUGAUAAUGACAGAAUCGUCGAGCAGUUGAUGUAUGCAUUGCCAAAUGAAGAAGAUAUACCCUUGAAGAAGAUUCUGCUAGCUAAUGGUUUAGGUACGUGGGGGGUGACUGGGGGUCGCACUGAGUUCAAACGUAAUAAAUGUCCGGUCGAUCGAUGUACGCUGACAGCUGACACCAGAGAAGCUGAAACAGCAGAUGCCAUACUCUUCAAAGACCAUCACACGCCAUUCAAUGUGAAACGACCUCACAGUCAGAUAUGGAUCCUCUAUUACUUGGAGUGUCCUUACCACACGGCAUCGUUACGACCUACGUCGCUCGAUGUGUUCAACUGGACAGCGACCUACAGACGCGACUCUGACAUAGUGGCGCCGUACGAGAGAUGGGUCUAUUACGACCCACUGGUCACCGAGAGAGAACUUGAUAGAAACUAUGCAGCCAAUAAGACCAAAAAGGUAGCGUGGUUUGUAUCCAACUGCCACGCUCGUAACAGUAGGCUUCAGUACGCUAGGCAGCUAGCUAAGUUCAUCCCUGUAGACAUAUACGGUGCUUGCGGCUCUCACCACUGUCCGCGAGCUGACCCCAACUGUUUGGAGAUGCUCGAUAAAGAGUACAAAUUCUAUUUGGCGUUCGAGAACUCAAAUUGCAGGGAUUACGUCACCGAGAAGUUUUUCGUCAACGGAUUACAACACGACGUGUUACCGAUAGUGAUGGGCGCGAGACCGUCUGAAUACGCUGCAGUAGCUCCUCACAACUCCUACUUACACGUAGAAGAGUUCGCUGGGCCCGAGGAGCUCGCGAACUACUUGCGGAGAUUGGACGAGGACGACAAUAUGUACAAUUCGUACUUCAAAUGGAAGGGUACUGGAGAAUUCAUUAAUACCUAUUUUUUCUGCCGAGUGUGUGCUAUGGUUCAUGCAAAUGCUCGCAGACAGCGCAAUGCACAUUAUACCGAUGUGCAAGCUUGGUGGCGAGAAGGCGCUUGCACGCGCACCGACUGGCGGCCACGCGACCCACCAUAGACAAUAUAACAGAUUAUAUGUAGAAAAAAAAAAUACGAUAUGGAAGUUAAAAUGAGGCUCUAUAUCACCACAUAUUAAGGCCAGUGCUGAAAAACAUUUGUAACAUUAAUUAAGACAUCACAAGCUUGAUAGUCCAUUAAUUAUCCAAUGUUAUACAAAUUUUCGUUUCCAUGCGACCAAGGGGGACAUUCAGAGUUAAAUUUAGAUAUUUUAUUUUUAUACUAUCUAUAUAUUUAUGAGAAUUAAAAUAACAUUCCAUUAUUUCAUAUUAAUUUUUUCUUGUUAUAACAAACCUUUUUAGAGCAUUCCAUUGAUCGGAUAUAAGGGAAUUCCUGUCCGCGUCCAUAUUAUAUCCUAAACACCAAACUAGUAUUCUUUGUGUAGUUAAAACAUCGCUGUAUGUAAAAUAUUUAAUAAGUUACCGCGACGAGUAUUCGUAAAUUAUGCAUAUGAGAAGUUCUAUGUUGAAUAGAAAGAAAAAAAAAUACAAUCAAUUUAUUAGUCAGUCGAUGGCUUAACAAAGCACAAAAUAGUUGUGAACGAGACCUCAUUAUGAAAAAAAAAAACACAAAUUUUAGAUACGUAUGUAUGUCAUGUUAUUUUUUAUGUUAUAUUUUCGUCCUAGGAUAAAUAUUUUAUAGUGAAGUAUUUAAAUGAAGUUGUUUAUAGUCUGUUAAAUCGCGUUACUAAUAAGUAUUAAUUAUUAAUUAUUUUUUUUUUGUUGUAAAAUAUUUACUUUUAAGAUGUAAUUUUUAGAAUCGAUAACGUUAUUACGUAUUUGAUAUAUUAUAAUUUAUAAUCAUAUGUUUAGAUUUUUUCACAGGGAAUACGUUUUUCAAUCCUCAUAUAGAUGGUAUAUGGUAAGAAAUAUAUUACUUUUCUUUUUUCUUCAGUCUGUUCUUAAACGUUAUGUUGAUUAUUGUAUGAGAAUUGGGAUAAUUUUUUUUGAAGUAUUAUCAAGAAAUAUGUUAGGAAAGUUUUCUUGAAAAAAAAAUUACAAUAAAUUAAUAUUUAUUAUUGCUCACUACAGUAAACCUGCUACAUUCAUCUCAAUAUUUUAUGAAUCCUAAAUCAUUAUUAUUUGUUUAUUAUUUUACUAUUCAAGUAUAAGUUUUUGAACGUUUUAUUAAAAAAAUGAGGGAAACGUGCAAUUUUUUCAAGGAUAUUCAUCACAAGUAAGUAAAAUUUAAUGAAAUACCAUUUUUUACGCUGACUUUUUUCAAUAACGAGCAAUAAAAUGAUAUAAAACUAAAAAAAAAAUAAUACCAAUAAAAUGAUAUAGAAAAUUAUCUAACUUCUGUAUGCAUAUUCCUUACUUUAUAUAUACAUUUUUCAAUACUUUAAAUUAACAUUUAUUUACUAUAUGCUUGUAUAUUAAUACUUUUUUCUAUUGUAUUCUUAUUGUAUUAAGGCGCACAUUAAUUCUUAUAUGUUACCUGUGCUGUGAAUUCCGAUAACUUAAUAAUAAAUUUUACAUUUUACUACACUUUCUCAUUAACGUUUUUAAGCUUUUUAAGUUAAUUUCAGUAAUUAAAAUUUUAUUAUAAUUUGAAGAAAUUUAUAAGUGCUUAAAAAAAUUUAAACUAACGUUUUCAUUAUUAUGUUACGUUCAGAAAUCAUCGAAUAUAUUGAUAUCGCUGGCGAAUAAUACGUAUUUUUUUAUGAAGAAUUUGACUCAAAACGCCUUAAUUUUCAAAACUGUGACAUAUUGUAAUCUAUAUGUUCGAAGAACUGUCUAUGCAAACAAAAAAGUUUUUACAAAGAACAAAACGGUUUCUAUAUUUGAAAACUGAUUAAGGAAAUAUCUCUGGUCCUUUGGGGCGAAAUAAAAAAUAGUUGUUUAUUGUAUAGCUUAUUAUUUUUUAUUUUUGUCGAAACAACAUUAUUCAUAGCUAAAUGAAAAUAUUUUCGCCCAAAACAAAGACACUAAUAAUAUUAUUUUUAACAAAGAAAAAUCUCUCAAAUUAUCAUGAAAGUGUUUUAGAGAACUUCAUUAGAAUAACAGCUUUAGUUGCUUAGUUUUUAUAUGUAACUUUUUUUAUCAAAUAGUAUAAUUAGAGAUGGAUGAUUCUUUCUUAUUUAUUAGUAAAAAAAAAUAUAUAUCUUUCGAUAACUGCGAUAAUCUUGAUAUUUGUUGCUCUUGAUUCUGUUUGUCAAUAAUAAGUGAUAAGGAAAUCUCCUAAAAGGACGUUAAAAGAUUUGUUCAUAGAUCUCUGGCUCUAUUUCGGAAAUAAUAAGACAAUUCCAACCAGGAACUCAGUUCAGUUUCUUACCAAAAUCUCAUGAAAGUGAGCUAUAGACCUGGCAAUAAUCGUCACCCUAUCUCACGUGUGUAUUUCAUCUACGAUUCCUAAUGUCACCAAUCUGUAACUGCAACCUAUUUCUCGUGGAAUGUAAAGCCAGAGACUUAAGUCACAAUUGAAGUAACUCAUUUUUCAUAUAUCCAAUCGCGUAUAACAUGUGGCAGAGCAAAUUUUACAGCUGUCAUUUCGAAAAUUACCCAAAAAAAGUAAUUGUCAUUUUGAUUUCGAAUAUUAUCAAUUAAAAAUUAAAAGACCCGGUAGUUAUGACGGUACAUUUGAAAUAAAAAAAUAAAUGAUAUGGGCAAAUUUCAUUAGAAUUCCACUUAAAUUAAAUCGUUUUCACUCUUAAAUCGUGAGCGAUACAAUUAUAAUCUAUGAUUAAUCAUUAAAAACUUCUUUUUGACUGAAGCUCUGUACGGUCUGACACAUACAUAGUUAAUACUCGAUAAUUCAAAGAAUAAACAUGUAGUGUAAACAUCGGACGUUUAUUAAUAUUCAUGCCAAUUAAAAGCGACAAAAACGUUAAUGUGAAAAAAGAACUUAACUCAAAACAGACUGCUUAAAUUGUAAAUGAAAUGUACUUAAAAUUAUUUUUACAAGUAAAGACAAUGUGAAAAGAAGUUAAUUCUCUAUGGAUUUGACUGUCGUGGAAGAUUAUUUUUAAUUUUUUCAAAAUAGGUAUAGUUUUUAGAUAUUUAAGUCGUAUAAUUUUUUUUUUUAAUCAAAUUUUUAAUUGUUUCUUAAUAUAAAUAUUGCCAAUUAGCUCAUGUGUCUAGUCAUUGAGCCAAUAUUUAUGGGCACAAAUAUUAUUUAUGUGCACUUGUAUUGUUAUUAUUUAAAAAAUAUAGCACAAAGUGUUGGGUAUAAUUUGAUUUUUUACCAUUUUGCAUUUUUAAAUUUAUUUUUAAGCUUCUAUAAGAAGGUUUUAUGUUAAUUACUGUAUUAUUAUUAUAGGUAAUUCUUUAUUGUCUAAUCAUUUAGCGUUUUAAGUGACAAAACAUUAAUUAAUGAAAUGAAAAUAAAAACUUCUAGGAUACCUGUUUGAAAUAAAAGUAUUUUUUUUUUUAAUUAUUAUCAAUUGUUUUUAAUAUAUUAACUUUUUAUUUCACUGACAUAUUAAAAAUGUGGCCUUUAUUAUUUUCGUCACAUAACAUGGUUAUGUACUGUAUUAUAUGUUAAAAUAAAAAGAAAUUUGUUUUCAAAUGUAUUUAUUUAAAUUUAACUGGGAUUCAGAAAUAAAUUAAACAGAAUUAUAUGCCUUAAAUGUUAACACCAUUACACAUAAAGAUAUAUAAAGAUCUACAACUUAUUCAAGUACAUCUAUACUGUUAAUUUAUUAAAAUAUAAAUUAAAAAAAAAUAUUUUUUUAUGUUUCCCAAUAAAUAGAUGUGUAGUUCUCGCAACUGAUCAUUAUGCUUGUACAGUAUUACGGACGAUGUAAUUACAUAGCAGUUGUCACUGUUCAAAAUAAAUUAUUGAAAACAUA